This is a messenger RNA of Engraulis encrasicolus (European anchovy), 2681 nucleotides long. RefSeq names its product YjeF N-terminal domain containing 3 (gene yjefn3). Bases 98 to 1027 code for a protein of 309 amino acids. Gene Ontology annotation, cellular component: mitochondrion. NCBI's taxonomy places the organism in Eukaryota, Metazoa, Chordata, Actinopteri, Clupeiformes, Engraulidae. Gene Ontology annotation, molecular function: NAD(P)HX epimerase activity. The record is from RefSeq and is a predicted model, not a curated record. The transcript is spliced from 7 exons.
UGUCACCAGUAGAAAUGCCCGUGAGUGACAAAUAGAUAGUGUUGGUUAUUGAUUCCUCUUGAAGUGCUGAAUCGAUGUAGUGACAUGAUAUGGCCUGAUGAGGACAGGCUUGAGCUCCCUUUCCUCUGGGGGGCUUCCCCCUCUCUCAGUCCUACCCUCUACUGAUGGCUUCCCCCUGUCUCUCUCAGGUCUCACCUUCUACAGAUGCAACAUGGUUGCCAGGGACAGGUUUGAUUUCUGUAUACCAUCUGCCUUCUGCUCAUCAUCACACAGACAACAAGACAAGAUGAAUCACAGCUCCAGCGAGCCAGAGCCUGGGACUAGCGAGCCCCUGCGAUACCUCAGUAAAGCGGAUGCGUCUGCCAUUGAGACGGAGCUCCUGCGUGACUACCGAUUUGGCCAGCAGCAGCUGAUCGAGAUGUGGGGUUACGCCUGCGCCAUCGCCAUCACGAAGGCUUUCCCUUUGAAGUCUCUCAGCAAGAAGCAGCCCACCGUCCUGGUGGUGUGUGGCCCGGAGCAGAGCGGCUCAGUCGGCCUCGUAUGUGCCCGACACCUGCGCAUAUUUGAGUACGAGCCCACUAUCUACUACCCCAAGCGUUCCUCUCACAGCGUGCACCAGGACUUCACAGUCCAGUGUGAGAAGAUGGACAUCCCUUUCCUCUCCUACCUGCCAACGGAGGUCCAGUUGAUAAAUGACGCUUACAAUGUGGUGAUUGAUGCCGUCCUGGGACCAGACAGUGACCCCAAAGAUGUCAAGGAGCCUUACCUGAGCAUCCUGGUAACCUUGAAACAGGUCAAGAUACCCAUAGCCAGUGUGGAUGUACCCUUAGGUUGGGACACAGAGGUGGCCAGUAAGGAGGGAGUUGAACCCGAAGUGCUCAUCUCCCUCAUGGCGCCAAAAAAAUGCGCCACAAACUUCUCUGGGAAGCAUUUUCUAGCCGGACGCUUCCUGCCUUACGACAUACAGAAGAAAUAUGAACUCAAUCUCCCAGAAUUCCCUGAGGCAGAGUGUCUUAUAGAACUGUAGUACACACACAGAUAUAUUAAUAUUUUCGAUACACGACUAAGGUUCAUACAUACCUGUUUUGUACUUUAUAGACAGUUACUGUUACUGCAGUGGUUCUCUCUCAAGAGCAACUCUGGCCCAAGAGAGAAUGUGAUCUUUCGCCUGUUUGCUCCAGAAUUAAAGUGAUAGAAUGUCCUAGAAAAAAAAUGAAACUGUUGUUAGUCUGAGUUGUGCAAUGUUGCUUGAGGGGGAAAAUGUUUCAGGAGGAUUCCCUUUGCCUUGAAAAACAAAAUAAUCUGGUAAUAUUUCUUAAUAUUGCUUCAUUCGAACCCACCACCCAGACACUGAAAACAAAUGACACUGUCACUCAUCAGUUGCUGAUACUCCAAUACACUCUCAGUUAAUGUUGUGCUUGAAGGUUGAAACUGUUGGAACUUAGCCCGAGUGUGUUGUUGUCCCUAUGUAAAGUUAAUUACUUUUUUUUGUAUUACUUUUUUUUUUUUUUAAGAAACGAAAAACACUUCCUGCCUACAUUAAUUUCUUGUCAGCUGGUUGCCAUGGCGUGGGCAUAAUGGUUCAAAUGAAGUGUCUUUAUUUAAUGACAUGCAGCUGCGCUAUCUCCCCAGUCCAGGGGAGUGAUGGAACGUCUACUUAAGGCAAAAUAAAUCACUGGAGUUGUGCCACUGCUAAUGUCCGUAAGGGGCGGCGCUGAGCAAGAAAUGCUUUUCUCCUGUACAGCAUCAGCGUCAGGAUGUGGCUCCAAACACAGAACUCAGCUGCCUUGUUUACAUGGUACGUUAAAUUCAAAAGGAACUCUGUUGAAUUCCAAAUAAAAAAAUAAUUCCGCUUUGAAAACAUCAUGUAACAUGUUACAUUACAUCAUGUAAACUUUCACAAUUCGGAAUUAAAGUUAUUCAGAAUUCAACUUUAUUACAUAUAAAGUGGGUGGUUUAUUCCAUUGUUCAUCCCGAAUAACUGUAUUCCGCUAUCAUGUACUAUACUUUAAUUCCGCUUUAAAAACAAUUUGUUUCAUGCAUGCUGCUACACGACGCAAGAGGCCAUGACGCAGACCAAGUGUGCAGCCUACAUCCUCUGUCCAACGGCAAUGCUUUCUGACCCCCAGACAUUUAUUCAGAACUUAAUGGCAAUGCUUUCUGACCCCCAGACAUUUAUUCAGAACUUAAUGGCAAUGCUUUCUGACCCCCAGACAUUUAUUCAGAACUUAAUGGCAAUGCUUUCUGACCCCCAGACAUUUAUUCAGAAUUUCAUGAAAAUGCGUAAUGCUAACUUGACAGAGUUCAAUUUCAUUCAGAAGUUUCAGAUGUAUUCAUUUGGAAUUAAAAACAUCACGUAAACAUGGAACGUAUCCAAGUACUUACUGUUGCUGAUGAAUGAAAAUGUAUAAGUUCACGAUGUCAUGGUAUCUUGUGGAUUCAUUGUAUGAUUUAAUACUUUUGAUGGGAUAUUUUGGGCAAUGUUUGGGCAAACAAUGAUGUGUUGAUUCUUCACAUUUUGUGUCAUUGUUGCAUUUCAUUUUUGCAUUUAUUUAUUACUUUUAAAAUUGCUGGUGAGAAUGUUGUCACCAACUGAAUGGCUACCCUUUGUUACUUUCCUGGUUGUUGAUAGAUUUAAAUGUUACUUUUUCAUAUUAAAUUGAGACUUAUGUAUCUCCUAA